Gymnodraco acuticeps is the source of this 2166-nucleotide messenger RNA. RefSeq names its product tetratricopeptide repeat domain 26 (gene ift56). Gene Ontology annotation, molecular function: intraciliary transport particle B binding; protein binding. The transcript is spliced from 18 exons. The record is from RefSeq and is a predicted model, not a curated record. Lineage: Eukaryota; Metazoa; Chordata; Actinopteri; Perciformes; Bathydraconidae. Bases 306 to 1979 code for a protein of 557 amino acids. Gene Ontology annotation, cellular component: intraciliary transport particle B; ciliary base; ciliary basal body. Gene Ontology annotation, biological process: intraciliary anterograde transport; intraciliary transport involved in cilium assembly.
GUCUACGCUGCCACUAAACUAUUAGAUAGCCAACGUUGACUCAGAUCCUCCAUAAUUCUCCAGUAGAAAAACGUGUUAAAACUUCAAUUUAAUCACUUAAAUUGUUCUCGUAAGUGAAUUCCGUUUACGUUGGCAGCGUUAUCUGGCAGGGGUUUAAUGUAAAAUGACUCUAUUUAGCUUAAAACCUCACGUAAUGGAGCAAGCGUAACAGCUAGCAGUUUGUGUUUCCGUUGAGAGGUACACGUUACCUAGUGAUAAACAAGUCUUAGCUAGCGUUGCGGGCCUCUUCAUCAAGACUCGUCGAGAUGAUUCUCUCUCGCGUGAAGCCAGCCGUGGGAGGAGAGACGGCAGUGAGCAUCAGCGAGAAAAAGAAGAAAAACAAGACAAAAGUUCCGUCAUUGGAGGAAUACCUGCAACAGAGAGACUACCUUGGGGCUUUUACCCUGUUAGAGUUUCAGAGAAGUAUUGGUGAGAAAGAAGAGCAUGCAGACCUCUGGAUUGGCUACUGUGCCUUCCACCUGGGCGAUUACAAGAGAGCUAUGGAGGAGUACAAAGCUCUGACCAUGAAGCCUGACUGUGCUGAGGAUGUGUGGGUCUUUCUGGCCUGUGUACUGUUUUUUCUGGGUCUCUAUAAAGAGGCUCAGGACGCUGCAUCUAAGGCUCCAGUGUCCCCCCUCCAAAACCGACUACUCUUCCACCUGGCUCACAAGUUUAACGAUGAGAAGAGUCUGAUGAGUUUCCAUCAGAAUCUGGAGGACGUGACGGAGGACCAGCUGAGCCUGGCGUCCAUCCACUACAUGCGCUCCCACUACCAGGAGGCUAUAGACAUCUACAAACGCCUUCUCCUGCAGAACAGAGAGUUCCUGGCCCUGAAAGUGUACGUGGCUCUGUGUUACUACAAGCUGGAUUACUACGACGUGUCUCAGGAGGUGCUGGCUGUGUACCUGCAGAGCGUGCCGGACUCCACUAUUGCCCUGAACCUCAAGGCCUGCAACCACUUCAGACUUUACAAUGGCAAGGCAGCCGAGGCUGAGUUGAAGAACCUAAUCGACAUCUCCUCCUGCUCCUUUGAGUUUGCUAAGGAGCUUAUCCGACACAACCUGGUGGUGUUCCGUGGUGGGGAGGGGGCGUUGCAGGUGCUGCCUCCUCUGAUCGAUGUGAUCCCCGAGGCCAGACUCAACCUGGUCAUCUACUAUCUCAGACAAGAUGAUGUGCAGGAAGCCUACAACCUCAUCCAGGAUUUGGUUCCCAACACAACUCAGGAGUACAUUCUGAAAGGAGUCGUCAAUGCAGCUUUGGGACAAGAAAUUGGAUCAAGGGAUCACCUGAAAUUUGCUCAGCAGUUCUUCCAGCUGGUCGGAGGCUCGGCCAGCGAAUGCGACACUAUUCCUGGCAGACAGUGCAUGGCGUCCUGCUUCUUCCUCUUAAGACUGUUUGAAGAUGUCCUCAUAUAUCUCAACUCAGUCAAGGGUUAUUUCUAUAACGAUGAUACGUUCAACUUCAACUAUGCUCAGGCUAAAGCAGCCCUUGGCAACUACAAAGAAGCAGAAGAGAUUUUUCUACUGAUUCAGAGUGAAAAGAUCAAGAAUGACUAUGUUUACCUCAGCUGGCUGGCUAGAUGCUACAUCAUGAACCAGAGGGGCCGGCUUGCCUGGGAGCUCUAUCUGAAGAUGGGCACUUCCUCCGAUUCCUUCAGUCUGCUGCAGCUUAUUGCCAACGACUGCUACAAGAUGGGCCAGUUCUACUAUGCAGCUAAAGCAUUUGAUGCUCUGGAGAAACUGGACCCAGAAUCCAACUACUGGGAGGGCAAGAGAGGCGCAUGUGUCGGCAUCUUCCAGCUCAUACUGGCCAACAAGGAGUCUAAGGAGACACUUAAAGAGGUGUUGUCUCUGCUGCGAAAUUCAGGAAACCCCCAGGUUGAAUAUAUCAUUCGAGCUCUGAGGAAAUGGGCCAAAGACAACAGAGUCCUUCUCUCAUGACAGCUGAUCUUCAGCUCGCUACAUCAAGAGUAGCUUCAUUAUGCAGACAUCAGCAGUUCUAUUGUAUAAAUUAUACCUAUGCCCAAAAAUAAAACUAUUAUCUCUGCCAUUACGUUGUUAAAUAUGUCAGUUUUGAAUUGCAAUUCUCUAUGUACUCGUAUAUUUAUAAUAAAAACGUGACUAUGUA